AUGAAAGAUGAGGGGAAGUCUAAUGGUAAUGAUGUAAUUAUUGCUGAUUACAGUGCUGAUGUUGCUCUUUUGGCUAGCCUUGAUGUUGUGGGAACCAUGUAUGAGCAUAACUUGCUAGCAGUUGAGAUGGUGUACCCUACUUUUUGGAGCCAAAAUUUCCUGGUUAGGGAUCUAAGUAUUCUCUCUAGCUUACAGAACUUGCAACUCACAAAAGAAGAAGAAGAAGCUAUUCCUAUCACUGUCACAAACUACUCAGGCCUCUUUGAAGAAUGUUCCCUAAGUCUUUUUGGGCGGCUUCUCUCUGAUCGGCAACAGAACCAACGUGGUCUGAAGAACACCCUUAGAUCAGCAUGGAAAAUGGGUUCAGACAUAAGAAUUGUGGAAGUUGGAAAUAAUAUACUCCAAUUCAAGUUUAGCUCAAAGUAUCAAUUGGAGUGGGUUGAGAGGUGUGGGCCUUGGAGUUUUGAUAACAACCUCCUCUUACUCUGUAAAUGGAAAAAAGGGCUGACUUCCACAAAUAUUUCUUUCAUCCAUUCUCCCUUUUGGGUCCAAAUUUGGGGUCUUUCUUUUGAGCAUAUGUCACAGGAAGUUGGGGAAGAAAUUGGAAGCAAGUUAGGUAGAUUUAUUGAAGUCGAUAGGUGUUCGUGGCAAUCUGAUCAGGCAAAAUUCAUAAGAGUCCAUGUGGAGUUGGAGAUUGAUAAGCCACUGAGAAGAGGUGCUUAUAUUGCAAGCUCUGAUGGUGAACGACUAUGGCUUACGUUCAAAUAUGAAAGGCUACCUACUGUUUACUUCAUUUGUGGGAAGCUUGGGCAUGAUAAUAAACAUUGCCCAACGUCUGAUGUAUGGCAAAGUGCUGGCCAUCAAUAUGGGGACUGGUUAAGGGCUGGGUGGACUGCAAAAGUGGCAGCCAAAGAAAGGAACUCGAGCAAGGAUACGAUCCGAGUUAUCUCCGAUGAGCUAGAAGUGCAGCGAAAGACUUGGCUGACGACUAGUUCUGCUUUGGCAUGUUUUGAGCUCGCUGGUGACAUACGAGUCUUCAGUGGAUUUCCAGAGCAAGUAAUGAGUGAAGCAACAAGGCAAGUUAUGAGUGUUUUGGGUUCUUGUGAGAAGUCACGUGAUCAUCUAAGGCAUGAUAUUUCAAUUGAGCACAGAGGCAUGGGCUAA
Molecule: messenger RNA, 1164 nt
Organism: Quercus lobata
Lineage: Eukaryota; Viridiplantae; Streptophyta; Magnoliopsida; Fagales; Fagaceae
Exons: 4
Coding region: 1-1164 (387 amino acids)
Source: RefSeq, a predicted model, not a curated record